GACAGUAGCGUCUUUCCUUUUUCCUCUGUCAUAAAACCCCCUGUCUCUACAGAAACUAAUAACGAUCCUUGCUUUUCAUAUCGUACGCUCAAUUACCGCGUCCGAACGUAUUCCUCGUGUCUUCGACCAUGUUGCCUCGCGCGUGCGACACUAUCUAUAGCAAGAUGUUCAUUGGCGGUCUCAACUGGGACACAACCGAUGGUACUUACAUCAUUAUUACUUGCUCUGUACCGUUCGGUAGUACUAAAAUAAGGUCGUUCGCGGCAGAGUCCCUCAGGAAUUACUUUUCCCAGUUCGGUAAAGUAGAUGCAUGCACGAUCAUGCGCGAUGCUGCUGGCCGGUCGAGAUGCUUCGCCUUUUUGACCUUUGAGGACCCCGCAAGCGUUAAUGCGGUCAUGGUGCGGGAGCACUUCCUAGAUGGCAAGAUUAUCGAUCCAAAGAGAGCAAUACCUCGACAAGAGCACCAACGCGCCACCAAACUGUUCAUCGGCGGUCUUGCAGGAAGUGUGACAUCGGAGUCAAUGCGGGAUUUCUUCUCGCAGUUUGGCAAGGUCAUUGAUUCCACAGUCAUGUUAGACCGUGAGACCGGGAGAAGCAAGGGCUUUGGGUUUGUUUCAUUCGAAGACACAAAUGUUCAACCGUUCCUCGGUUUUGGGAACCUAGAGAUUGAUGGUAAACUGAUUGAUGUGAAGCUGGCACAACCACGUUAUCAGCGCGAUAACUUCAACGAGGAUGGCGGUCAGCAGCAACAGCAACAGCAGCAGCAGCAGCAGCAGCAGUACAACAACAAGGGCGGGAAUUUCAAUGCUGCAGCUAGCCCUAUGCCCGCGGCUCCGUCGGGCAACACUCCAUUUGAUCCUCAGGCCCUCGCCGCUUUGUACACCCGCAUGUUCCAAAUGGCGGGCGGAGGCGGCAUGAUGGGAGGCAUGGGCAUGGGCAUGAAUCCAGGCAUGAAUCCGGGCAUGAACCCGGGCAUGAUGGGCGGCAUGGGUGGUUAUGGUGGUGGUGGUGCAGGCAUGGGCAUGGGCAGAGGCGGCAUGGGAAAUCCUGCAAUGGCGGGUGGAAUGGGUGGAGGUGGAGGUGGAGGACCAGGGAUGGGUGGUGGAAUGGGGAGAGGGGGACCGGGUAUUGGGGGCAGCGGUACGCCUACAGGACCUGCCAGUCUAGGUCCUAAUGUUCCGCGUGGUCCACGCGGCGCACAAAGUGGACCGGGUGGCCCUGGUGGUCUUGGCGUUGGCCCGCAACGAGCAGGACAACGAGGGCAGCACAGUUACCAUCCCUACGCGCGCUAGGUCCCAUGGCCCCAUAGCUGGAGAGGGCUGGAGUCGCAUUGCAAUUAACUUAUCAACUCAAAAGCUGGUCCCGUGUACGUGUGAAGAUUGUGGACCUUUCAUAUCCAUUAUACGCAGUAGUCUUGUUCGUCAUUUUCGCUUUCUAACUACUGUUUCUGUAGUAUGUUCAGAAGCCAUAUGGAAUGAAUUGUUUGUGCGCCGCAUCAACA
Suillus paluster is the source of this 1501-nucleotide messenger RNA. RefSeq lists its product as uncharacterized. Bases 129 to 1292 code for a protein of 387 amino acids. Gene Ontology annotation, molecular function: RNA binding. The transcript has 3 exons. The record is from RefSeq and is a predicted model, not a curated record. NCBI's taxonomy places the organism in Eukaryota, Fungi, Basidiomycota, Agaricomycetes, Boletales, Suillaceae.